UUUCGAAAGAUACGAAGACAUUUCCGAGUGACUAAUGCGCGAUUGUUAUCGGCGAAAAUUUUAAGGCUGCUCUUUAUUUCCUUUGACAACUGUCAGCGGAGAGCUUUCUACCGCGAAGAAUGUGGAGAUACCAAUUCGAUAUCCGAUAAAGAAUAGUUCUCAAAACUAUACAUUCUGUUAGCGCAACAUUGUCCGAAGAUUUCGUUUCCGAAGAGAGCAAAAGGUUUCGAUGGCAACUCCCCCGUAAAACUGGAUCUGUCAUAUCCGAUACGACGUGUAAUAUAACGUCUACGUACAGGCUGCGCGUUUUCUUUCAUUUCAUUGAAAUUCAAUAUCUCAUUCGCGAAAUAAGUUAAGAUAUUUUGGUCCAAAUAUCGUAAGAGUCUCUUGACGAAGCGCUUUCUCAUGGAAAUGAAACCGAUAUCUCGCGUUAUGAAUCGCGUUUUUGUGUCGAAGUGACGAAUCGCUAGAUCGUUAAUAUAUUUUUCACUAUUACACAGAAAGAGCAAAAGCAAAAGAGGAAGAGAGUGUGUAAAUCCAGGAUUGCGUCGGCAGUAACCUAAAAAUUGCCAUCGAAAACGCGAUGCAGACGAACGAGAUAGAUACGGAAAUCGUUGGGAGAAAUCGAUCGCAGGUCAUCGCUAAUAAUGUUCGUCACGAAGAAAAUAACAGAACGUCAGCAAAGCAGGAAGCAAUUAACGAGCCUGAACCCAGUGCAUCCCGGCUAUCACUAACGGACACUGUAGACACUCGGCAGCAGAAUAAUAGAUCAUCGGAAUUGCCACGAACGAUGACAAAGACCGAGAUCGUUAUGCAGGACGUCAGAAGAUUGAAGAGCGCCACACUGGAUAGAAUGGGAAGAAUGUUUAAGACGCGUACGCUCAACGAGGGAACAUCUUCUUUAGGCCUAGAUACCAAUGUGACAAGCGUCGGUAAUUAUGACGAUAAAGCAUCGAGGAAAGCAAAAACGAACUCUUUGGGCAGGAUGCUUAAGCUCACCGACAAAGACAGCACGCCCAGAAAACUUUUCGUUUCCUCUCGAACAGGAUCGCUGAGUCGUAUAUUACACAGACAUUCUCAUAAUAAGAACAAUGGAGUUAUCGAUAAACCCGCGGAAGACAUGGCGCGUGGAAUUUUCUCCAGAAUUCUUAGCCAACUGAGAGGAAAGUCGUUCUAUUGAAAUCGCCACGAAAUCCAAUACUUACAAGCCCAGCAAUCUCGACUAUUCGCUGUCAUCAGAAGUAUCAUUAAAUUGAAAAGAAAAAAUUAAAAAAACUAUUUACAAAUAGUAGCCUGUAAAGACAUGAUCUAGUCACUGUUCAAUUUGAAGAAAACUAUUUAUACAAAUAUUAAUACAAAAUAUUUAUACAAAUUUAUGUAAUUAUAAAAAAAAUUAUUAUCAACACGGUUUUUAAAUAUAUGUAAAUGUACGUACAAAUUUCAUCUAUUAAAGAGUGCGCACUUGUAUUUAAUAUGUGAAUUGCUAAUAAAAUUGUUUACGAAUUAUAUGACUUGUGUACUUCUCAUCUACUUGUUAACUGUAAGAUAAUAACAGAUAUUUAGUUAUCAGAGACGCAAGGUAAAAGAAAGAGAGAAAAAAGUUAUACUGGAAGAGCCACGUUUAUUAUACAAGUGUUGCCCCUCCGCCCUCGUUUCGUAUAAUCGUAUAUGUGUAAUGCGAUAUAUCGCGCGCACGGGACAACCCGUGUCCCUUCGUGUGUGUGAUUCGCACGUUGUACAAAUUCUCAGAUAUAUGCUGACACAUGUAUUACACGAUAUCAUUAACGCGUGACAGAAAUAAUAAUAAUUGAACGAGUUUGCGUAUUCAAACGAGAGACGAGUGUGACGAGAUUUCUCUCGAUUCAUGUAUUUGUCUUUCUCUCGUAUAUCAUAAUCGGACUGUUCUCGCAGUCUCGGCGUAAAAUAUAUUUACAAAAGAGAUUAGACCUACGCGGAGUAUGCGUUUUGUGUAAACGUCGAUUCCUUGUGAAAAAUCACAGUAAAACAAGAAAAAACUUGCGCAAAUGUCACUUCUGCUGUGUAUCUCAAUGUUCGACACAAAUUGCACGUAAAACAAGUCGCCAUAUUAACGCAGCCGGGAUACAAUGGACUCUCGCUAUAGAUCCGCCCUCGGGGCUGAAGGAGCGGAAAAUUCUCGAAAACAGAUCUAUAAGUGAAGCUUCUUCCACGCCUCGAGAUUAUUGAGCAUGGUGAGAGACGACAGAGUAAAGCCGCCUUAUCUACGACUUCGCGCGGGCAGACAUGGUCAGGGGAAUGACUUGUGCGUGUGGCGGGCAAGGCGGACUUGCGGAUCUACUGGCGGAUCUACUGGCGGGAGUCCACUGUACUUUGUUAAAUGUCUUUCUCUCUUUGUUUCUCGAUUUGAAGCAAAUUUCAAACAAAAUUACUGUCCUUGGUUUUGCUAUCGCUUUUCACAGGGAAUCGUUUUUUUUUAAGAACGACGAUGAAUUUUUAACCCUGAUAUGAGACCUUAAAUAUAAGAUUAUUUACAAUAUCUCGCUCCGCAGACGUAUGAUACGUUAAACAUCUCAUUUAGCAAUUCCGUCUGAACGUCAAACGAGAUCGAUUCGACGGCAAUUCGAUUGGCACGUACUACUAGCGCAGAUGGUAAUGAUAAAAGGCGAGAAUCGCUAUUCGUUUUCGGAAGACCUACCGCAUUUGUUUCUGACGGGUCUUUUGUUCCUCGUCUUUGAUCGACGAUCAUAAUUUAUCACAGAAUAAAGUAAUGCAAAGUAGUCCAAGUGCUAUAAACUAAUUUAAUUUUACGGAGUAAAUUUCUCGAACGGAGUUAAAAUAUGUAUUAUCCGUCCGUCAACGUUAAUUCACAAAAAUUAUAUAAAAUCUAUCAGAUCUUAAUUAUAUCUUAAUUAAUUGUAUGAAAGAACAGUAAUUGCACAAAAAUGUUACUUCUUUGAGAGUUGACACGUGUAGAUUUGUAUCUCUGCGUGUUUAAAUAUAUUUUCAUUAUUUGAAAAGAACUACGUGUAGAAAUGCGCGCGUUUUUAAACUAUUCAACUAUUGUGUUUUAUCGUGAAAAAAACUUUAAUUGUGUUAAUUAACGAAUAACAAUUGCAAUAUUAGAAUAGUAUUAUGUUAA
Messenger RNA from Pseudomyrmex gracilis, 3118 nucleotides. RefSeq lists its product as uncharacterized. The record is from RefSeq and is a predicted model, not a curated record. The coding region runs from base 584 to 1180 and encodes 198 amino acids. The transcript has 6 exons. NCBI's taxonomy places the organism in Eukaryota, Metazoa, Arthropoda, Insecta, Hymenoptera, Formicidae.